AUGUCCACUCCGGAAGAACAAAAGUUCUCCCAAAAACUCAUGGGACUAGAGGCUUGCAACCUGCCCAUGGGUUUUAAAAUUUAUGCAAAGCACAGUAAUAGAAAAGAGUCUCUUGAUUCCGGAGGAAAGCCUGGUACGGGGUUGCAGGAGUCAUAUAGGCUACCGAAACGGAAAAGGACUAGGAUGACUAUCUGUACUUACAACGCACGUACGCUUGCAUCGGAAGCGGUCAUGGAUGAUGAUGCAGGGCAAGAAGUUAAGUACGACGCCAUCGGACUGACUGAGACGAGACGACGUCACCCUCUAAACGCCGUAUAUGAAACUGGAGAAGAACUGUUUUUAGGAACAUGCGACAGUAGAGGUGUUGAUGGAGUUGGCGUCCUCGUCAACACGAGUAUGGUAAAGAACAUCGACUGUUUCGAACAACUUACGACCCGAAUCGGCCUUCUGCGGAUGAGAAGAUGUGGUCCAACACCAGCUUUGACUAUCUUCGUCGCUUACGCUCCAACAUCAACUACGAAGAAGACGAAGUCGAAGCUUUCUAUAUGGACCUGGAGAAGUUCUACCGAGAAGAUCAUGCGUUCUACAAGGUUAUAA
This is a messenger RNA of Necator americanus (New World hookworm), 597 nucleotides long. RefSeq lists its product as uncharacterized. The record is from RefSeq and is a predicted model, not a curated record. NCBI's taxonomy places the organism in Eukaryota, Metazoa, Nematoda, Chromadorea, Rhabditida, Ancylostomatidae. The transcript has a single exon. The coding region runs from base 1 to 597 and encodes 198 amino acids.